This is a messenger RNA of Phycodurus eques (leafy seadragon), 3685 nucleotides long. RefSeq lists its product as uncharacterized. Lineage: Eukaryota; Metazoa; Chordata; Actinopteri; Syngnathiformes; Syngnathidae. The record is from RefSeq and is a predicted model, not a curated record. The transcript has 9 exons. Bases 470 to 3556 code for a protein of 1028 amino acids. Gene Ontology annotation, biological process: positive regulation of Rho protein signal transduction. Gene Ontology annotation, molecular function: guanyl-nucleotide exchange factor activity.
CUGUAACAUACGUGUUUUUAUAAACAUCGGAGAAAGAUGAGAAACAUUACCGGACCUAACCUACACAUUUUCGAGCGGCUGUCUUGUUCAACCUGCUUGGCGGCGAGCCUGCUCCACACGCUGGACGGACGCGAAAGAAGGGAACCUGCCAAGCUGCUCGCCUGCCUGCCUGCCUGCCUGCCUGCUGCCAUCCGCCUCACGCGAUGGAGGUGACGGAGCCCAACUAAUCCACCGAGCUUCCAGAAGAGGUGCAUUGUGGGAUGCGAGUCACCGAGGCGCCAGAGGAGGAGGACCGCAGCGGAACCCUGGAGGCCAGAUGAAAAAAAUUCAUCAUGAGGCCUGUCGACUGUAAGUGUGAGGGACCCUCACCCAGGCCUUGCCAGACGUGAGGCCUUCACCAACAUGUAACCACCACGCCUUCACUACCACACCCUCUAGCAGCCCACCACUUGGCCACCACCCCUUGGAGAUGGAACCCUGCGUCUCCCACCUGCCCCCGUCCGCAAACCCCCUUUCCGCCUUCCCCCGGCACCGAGUCUCCACCCACUAUCCCGGACCACAGUGGUUCCCGCUGGCGUCUCGGUGUAACAGCAGCACUUUUCUGUCUAACUUGAGGCACAGCCCCGGUCAGGCGGGCCCCGCAGGGACAAUGCCGGGAGUUUCUUUGGACGUCCCGAUGGGGGGACGGCCAUACCGGAGUAUGGAGAAUCUGAACUGGAACCCGGUACUGGAUUCAGGUCUGUGCUCAUCCAGUGAGUUUAUUGUGCGCUACAUGGCCACCAGUCACUGGUAUGACGGGCCCCCGGAUGGGUCCAACCCAGAAAGCCUGGCAUACUACCCCCGACAUGGUCCCCGCAGGAAGGAUGUACCAAUUUUCCCACAGUUGCUUUUCCCCAGUCGGGUGGACGAAUGGGACGCCAGGAAAGGUCUGAGGGAAAAGCUUCGCCUCCAGAGUGCACGGUCGGCAGUGGAGCCUUUGAAGACUGUUCCCCUGCGAACCACGGACUCUGCCCUUGUUGAACUGAACCCAGGGUGCCGGCCGGCCGGGAGCAUGCGUCUCGCCUGCCCCCAGGAGAUCAAACAGGAAGUCUUGAGGAGACUUCAACUGCGACGGCAGAACAGCACCCCCAACCUGGCUCUCCACGGGGCCCCGCACAGCCCAAAAGUGCUCCCGGUGUCCCGCACAGCAGGCCCCAUUUUGGGCGUCGAUAACGGACCCCUGCAAAGCGGUCCUGUGGGACGUCUGUACAUCCCCACCUUUGAGGAGUUCAAGAGGAUGAGGAUGAAAGAGCAGAACCAGAAGUCCACAGCAGGUUCUGAGGACUCCGGUCCCCAACGGGUAGGGACUCCCUCCUCCGGAACGGGUUCUCCGAUCCGCACAGGCCCCUCUGCGCGGCCCCCACUGCAAGCGUCUUCAAGCCAGGGAGGAACCGGUGAUAAUGCCCGGCGUAGGAGGUGCAGUCUGGAACCGGUCGGGUCGGUUCUGCUCCGGGCCAGCAGGGACCACGGAGGGCGGCCCUCCAGUUGCUGCCCCGCACUGCUCCUGGAGGGAACGGACCUGUCCAGCUACGGCGCCAAGAUCUACAAAAUGAAGGAUGGCCUCAUUGGCUCAGCUCUGGACCUCAUCAAGAAGAGCUGCAGUGCAGACAUCUCCUCCGAGGCCCCCGUCAGGCUGUCAGCUGAGCGGGACAGAAACGCCCCCGACACCCCACCCUGGCCCCCCGCCGCCGUCGCCAUGGCAACCGCGGCAGGAGCCGAGGCUGGCCACCAGACGCCCGCUGCAGAAGAAGAGGACGAAGAAGACGGCGAAGGCGAGAAAGCGAGAGAAUGCCUGCCGGGGUUCUGCCGGCGUUCCAGCUCAGACGCCUCGUAUGAGCAGUCGCAGGCGACUGUACCAGAGUGCGCGUGCGAGCGGUCACAGACAGACAGCGAGCGUCGCCUGCGACCGCACCACCGCGACCCCAUGCCGGCUGAGGCGUCCAAUCGCAAACAGCUGGAGAUGAAGGCGAAGAUGGAGAACGCGCCGCAGGGACGACGUCAUCGGAGGGAGAGAGACAGUGCCCCCGCGGCUCUUCGCGGGCACUCGGAGCCGUCCGGCGAGGAGCGCCCGGCGGGCUCGGCCCACCACGUGGCUUCGGACGACCGAGGGGGGCGCGGCCGACAUCACCGCUGGAGCACCAUCAGCAGCCUGAGCGCCGACAGCGGCGUGGUGGGCCUCAGCGAGGAGGACGACAACGGCGCCGAAGUGGAGCGGGCCGACAGCGACAUCGGACCGGGCCUCUCGCGGGCCUGGAAGAGACCGUCGUUAUGCGCCGACUGCGGCUGGCGGGACGACGCGUCGGAGGGCAGUGGCGCGUGCGAACGUUGCGCCAAAUUGCGGGCCGAGCGCAAGGAAGCCGUGUUGGAGUUCCUGAAUACGGAGAGCAGUUACGGCGAGGACCUGAGGAUCAUCAAGGAGGAGUUCUACGGGCCCAUGCGCGGCGCCGGCCUGCUGAGCGCCGAGCAGCUGGCCGUGGUGUUCGCCAACGUGCAGGAGCUGGCGGACGUCAAUGAGAGAUUCACGGAACAUCUGCAGGACGCCAUCGAACACGCGCUGGACCAGGGAGACGAGGAUCUGCUGACGGUGUCCGUGGGCGAGAUCUUCCUGGAGUUCGUCAACAUGCUGCCGGCCUUCCAGACGUACUGCCUGCAGCAGUCCGCCUCCGUCAACAUGCUCAACGCGCUGGAGAAGGAGAAGGAACUGCUCAGGAUCUUCUUGGACGUCUCCCAGAACGACAACACGGCGUUGCGUCGCAUGAAUCUUCGCUCGUUCCUUAUGGCACCUCUCCAGCGCGUCACCAAGUAUCCUUUACUCCUCAGCCGCCUGCUCAAAGUCACCCCGGAGAAGCAGCCCGAAUUCGGGCGCCUUCGUGAGGCCAAGAGCCGCGUGGAGGCCCACCUGGAGCACAUUAACACCAAGACCAAACAGCAGGACGGCAACGGCGUGGCCUCCUGGUCCCUGCGCUCCUUCCGCCGCGACAGCCGCAAAAAUCGCGAGCCGGUGGACGCGGAAAUGCGCGAGGCGUCCAUCAGGACUCUGGGGUGGACCCGGGAGGACACCCGCUUCGUCAUGGAGGGUCCCUUGCAGCUUUCCCAGCCCGCCGACGGCCAGUGGGUGAAGAAGGGAAGCAAGGCUCUCAAGUUCCAAAACGUCCAGAGUCUCCUCAUGGUGAGGACGCAGCAGCCCGGCGGCGGGGAGCGGGCAUGCGAAGCGGUAGAAAGCGUGCAAGACGGAGUUUUGGUUCUGAUCAAAGACAAAAGCAGCGGGAAGUUCGCCGUGAUGCGCGAGCCCAUCCGCCUGGCCAACUGCGUGGUGUCCAUGGACCCAGAGUGCCAGGAUACCUUCGAGGUUCUGGAUAUCUGGCGGGAGGCGUUUGUGUUCCGGGCGGCGGACAAGUCCCGGACACACAACUGGUUCCACCACAUGAAGCGCUACGCUCGCGAUUUGGGAGCCUGGCGCAAGAGACGCAACGCUUUGCCCAACAUCAUGAUCAACACCAAUCAGAGUCGAUCGUGAGAGACGCCGAGACCGCAGACCGCCCCAAAACUGCAAUGAGACCCCAUACUGCUGCCGCCUCGGCCAAACCCAAAAAAAACGCUGCUCCGUGAACGGGAAGCACUUUUUUUUUUUUUUUUGGUUUCUUGA